AUGACAAUUGGAUAUAAAACAUGCAAGAAUACUGGUCCAGUCCCUUGUGUACGAUGGGCCUGCAAGUCUGAUCUGCCAGGUUAUGACUACAAAACUUCCACUGGAGUUGGUCUGCAGCAUAAACCUUCAAUAGGUGUCCAUGUUCAGAACAAACCUGCUGUCAUCCCAGAUCAUCUAAAAACUAAGGAUCUGACAGUGGUGAAGGAUGGCUACAGGACUGUGCUGACUGAUGAUCUGAACUGGAAACUGGUAGAUGCUGAUCCCACAGAUAAGGCUAACAAGGUUCCUUGUACAUCCCUGUACAUCAAACGUUACGGAGAAAAGGUAAAAGCUAACCCACCCAACCCUGCGAGACAGCUGGAGUCGGAGUACAGGGAUAAGUACCAGAGACAGCAAGUGUUUCCGGACGACACAUGCACAGUUGACCUUAGGCACCAGUAUUUGUGUAGAGUGAAGCCGGACUGUAGUCAAGCUCCACCUGCAGAAGGAUUUGAAUAUGACGGCUACACCAGACUCCUGGACCCAUACAACACUACUUAUGGGCUUACACACCACUACAUUCACAAGAGGAAUGCUGAUUUCUUCAGAAGUGAACCGAUUGACAUCACUCCAAUUCUGCCUCCUCGGAUCAAACCUGUUUAUGACAAGCUGGUGUUUAGCAAUCCUUGUUUCAACAAAACAGUUCAUCGGCCAUUUCGAUUUGUGCCUCACUCGUAAGUACUACAAUUCUUUAUAAAUGUCUGGUAUUAUAUUGCUAGCCAGGAG
Homalodisca vitripennis (glassy-winged sharpshooter) is the source of this 765-nucleotide messenger RNA. RefSeq lists its product as uncharacterized. The coding region runs from base 1 to 717 and encodes 238 amino acids. The transcript has 5 exons. The record is from RefSeq and is a predicted model, not a curated record. Lineage: Eukaryota; Metazoa; Arthropoda; Insecta; Hemiptera; Cicadellidae.